This is a messenger RNA of Sodiomyces alkalinus F11, 760 nucleotides long. RefSeq lists its product as hypothetical. Lineage: Eukaryota; Fungi; Ascomycota; Sordariomycetes; Glomerellales; Plectosphaerellaceae. The transcript has 3 exons. Gene Ontology annotation, biological process: protein N-linked glycosylation. Bases 158 to 400 code for a protein of 80 amino acids. The record is from RefSeq and is a predicted model, not a curated record.
AACCAAAGCCGUGAUCUGUCGUGAACAAAGUCUCCAGUGCAACCAAAGCCAAUUCCACUAAAGGGCUGAAGAUCACAUCACGCAAAAAAAGGAAGAGAUUGACUGGAGCUCUUUAAGAUACAAGAGAAACAGAAGAGAACGGAAAACUACCUAGCCGAUGGACUCUUCGCUGCCUGAGGUUUGGCAAACUGCCGGUGCUAGCAGUGCUUUCCUCCCUGCUAUCGCCAAACAGUCGCAGUUCACACUUGCCUUUGCUCUGCUUCUGAUCGGUCUCUUGCUCGCUGGCUUUUUUGCUCUUAACCGUUCGUUCGUGAGCAUUCCCCUGCUGGGUGUGCCUGCCUCUAUCACCAUUGCGCUCGGCACGGUUUACAUGUUCUGCGCAGUCGGAGUCUACGUUUGAGAUACCCUAUAAGCAACCUGACAUUUCGUUUUCCGGAACGGUUGGCAUCGUCUGCCUUGUACAUUAGAUACCUACUACGAGACUACGAGAAGACCAUCCUACGCCCUUUAUAUUUCCCUAUCCGGUGAUUUCUGCUUCCGACACUACCUUCUCUUUUUUUUUUUUUUCUUUUUUUCUUUUUUCCGUCGCUUCCCGGCAUUAUGGCCGAUGCCUCGGCGACCCGUGGCCCAAUGGCUCAACCUCUCUUUCGCGCCGUGGCUACCUCGACACGCCCGCUCUACCAAUUACUAAGAUGCGUCAAUUUUACCAACAAGAUCCACGUUCUGAUAACCGAAGAGGGCAUCAGGUUUUCGGCCGAUC